Molecule: messenger RNA, 2147 nt
Organism: Tuber melanosporum (Perigord truffle)
Lineage: Eukaryota; Fungi; Ascomycota; Pezizomycetes; Pezizales; Tuberaceae
Exons: 5
Coding region: 60-1916 (618 amino acids)
Biological process (GO): amino acid transmembrane export from vacuole
Source: RefSeq, a predicted model, not a curated record
AACAUACAAAGCUCCUUCCUACCUUUUCCAUUUUCCCUCCCCUCGCCCUCAACAACAUCAUGGUUCCCCGGUACCAGGCACUUUUGGACCCAGAUUCCGAGGAUGCGGACGACGAGCGCUCCUUCUCGGAUGCAGACGACGACGAUUACCCGUGCAAUGUGCCUCCGCACUUGCAACGACACCCCUUGACCCCAACACCGCAAUUCAUCGGCCAGGAUGUGCGGACCACGUCUCGGAAGGAGUUAAUGGGGUGGUACUGGUACGCAUGGGCAGCAGAGGUCUUUGUCGUGUGUGGUGUUGGCUCGUUUAUUCCCGUCACCCUCGAGCAGCUGGCCAGGGAGAACGGCGUGCUGUUAUCGGAUAAGAGCACCCCGUGCGGGUCGUCUUCGGGGUCUGGGCCGGGGCUGGAACCCGGGGCUGGCGGUAUCGAGGAUGGGCAGGCUGGCCAAUGCGUUAUUUAUUUGUUGGGCUGGGAGAUGAAUACUGCUUCCUUUGCCAUGUACACUUUUUCGCUUUCUGUCUUGCUUCAGUCUCUUAUUAUUGUUUCUAUGUCUGGCGCUGCAGAUCAUGGAGCUUAUAGGAAGCGACUGUUACUCGCGUUCGCCGCUCUUGGGAGUCUUGCUACUAUGGCGUUUAUCACGGUUUCUGCAAGGUACUACCUCUUCGCCGCGUUGUGGGCUAUCCUUGGGAACAUCGGUUUCGGAGCGUCCUUUGUGCUACUGAACGCUUUUCUCCCAGUGCUCGUACGGCACCAUCCGAAAUUGGUGUAUGAGGAACCACUCGUUCGCACAACGACCACAAUCAGGGUCCGGUCGCCGGAUAGUGAUGAGGACCAAUCGUUAUUGGGGUAUCAGGAAUCCUUAAAUGAAGACGGGAAGAGUAGCGGGGCUUUGGCGCUGAGCACCCAGAUAAGCAGUGUCGGAAUCGCUGUUGGGUACACCGCUGCGGUUAUACUGCAAAUAUUUGCCAUUGUGAUUGUACUGUUGACUGGAUCCACCACUUGGUCUUUGCAGCUUGUUCUGUUCUCUAUCGGAGCCUGGUGGUUACUAUUUACCAUUCCUACAGCAGUGUGGCUGAGGCCGAGACCUGGUCCACCUCUUCCGCCACUUCCUCGACCGCCACUGAACGGGUCUCCCCCCGGCGCUACGUUAUUGGUUAUAGAUGAUAGAAGCUGGUGGGGAUAUGUCAAGUACGCCUGGGUAGGGCUGGGAAAGACCAUCAUGAGGGCCAAAAGACUCAAGGACGUCAUGCUAUUCCUUGCGGCCUGGUUCCUUGUGAGCGACGGAGUAGCCACUGUCAGCGGCACAGCCGUGUUAUUUGCGAAGACUAAUCUCAAAAUGAAACCAGCUGCCCUAGCUCUUAUAUCUGUUAUAUCGACGAUAUCAGGAGUAGGUGGAGCCUUUGCCUGGCCAAAGAUAGCCCAAACGUUCAACAGAACCCCCGGUCAGACAAUCCUAAUAUGCAUAUUGGUCUUCGAGUUCAUCCCGUUGUACGGCUUACUCGGCUUCAUUCCCGCUGUCCAGCGCUCUGGCGUCGGCGGGCUAACCAGCCCUGCGGAAAUGUAUGCCCUAGGUGCAGUCUACGGAUUUGUGCUAGGGGGGGUAAGCGGUUAUUGCCGCAGUGUUUUCGGAGAAUUAAUACCCCCCGGCUUCGAAGCGGCCUUCUAUGCCCUCUAUGCGGUAACCGACAAAGGCUCCAGCAUCUUCGGUCCGACAAUUGUUGGGGCCCUAACAGAUCACUACGGGGACAUCCGUGUGGCAUUCUGGUUCCUGGCGGUCUUGCUCGCGCUACCUAUCCCGUUGAUCGCAGCCGUGAACGUUGAUCGGGGGAAGCACGAGGGGAAGAUACUUGCCGAGGAGGAACUGAAGAUUCCCUUACCAGGUCCUCCCUCUUCUCCUCCUAAUGGCGUUGUAUAGCGACUGUCGAUGUUGGCAUUGGGAGGUUUACUGGCGGGAGGGGGAUGUUUGUGCAUAAGUUACAGUGACUGCGUUGAAGUGUUGGCGUAGAGCUUUUCUUUUUUUAGUUUCUAGUUUUAUUGCCCUUUCCCCUUCUUGCUUUUUUCUGUCGUUUUCUCCUCCGAUCAGGCUCCUACUCUUCUAUUCUCCUUGCUCUGCCGCUUGUUUGUUCCUCACGCAGUUGUUUUUUGC